Messenger RNA from Selaginella moellendorffii, 372 nucleotides. RefSeq names its product EC protein homolog. The record is from RefSeq and is a predicted model, not a curated record. NCBI's taxonomy places the organism in Eukaryota, Viridiplantae, Streptophyta, Lycopodiopsida, Selaginellales, Selaginellaceae. Gene Ontology annotation, molecular function: zinc ion binding. The coding region runs from base 31 to 315 and encodes 94 amino acids. The transcript has 3 exons.
UCUUUUCUUUUUCUUUGUUUGAUCUGCGUGAUGGCCACCACUGUCAACACCUGUGACUGCACUGCCGGUUGCGCUUCCGGGUCUCCCUGCCCCUGCGGGGACGAUUGCAAAUGUGCUGCCACUGCGACCAGUGGUGGUGCAACCUCCGCAACCGGACGAGGUGGUCACGAGGGGGUGUUUUGUGAGUGCGGCGCAAAUUGCAACUGCGAGACGUGUACCUGCGCCAAGAUGACGGCAUCCGGCGAGCCAUUCUGCAAGUGCGGCAGGACCUGCAGCUGCGAGACGUGCACUUGCCCUAAGCCAGUGCAAGGUUGAGCAGAAGUAGUACUGUGGUUGCCAUAAAAUCAAUAUAAUAAACGAAGAGCUCUAUUU